ACUUUACCGCGACGGUCGCAGCCGGUAGACCCUUCACCGGUUGAUUUUGUUGUGGGUGACACUUACCCCCCGUCCUUCAGCAGGAAAAUGUACUACAAAUUCAGCGGAAUUACCCAGAAAUUGACGGGGUCUGCUCCCACGGCUGCCUACAACCCUCAGGGGCUGAGGCCAGUCGUGCCAGCAGAGUCCCCAACCAUGAUCUUUGCCUCACCCACCAAGGUGGUGUCAGAAGCCGGGUCCACACCGGAGUACUUGGGAGCAAACAGGGUUCCUGACCUCCAGAAGCUGUUCCAGUCGUCAGAGGGCGUCCCCAUUCACCUGAAGCGUGGAGUUCCUGACAGACUCCUGUACCGCACCACUAUGGCUCUCACUGUAGGAGGCGCUCUCUACUGUAUGGUGGCUCUUUACAUCGCAGCCCAGCCCGCCAACAAGUGACCGACACCAACGCAGGAUCUUUUCUGGAACAACCUCUGACACAUUGCUGCUGUAAUUGAUCGACCCAACAUUCCCACUGCCCUCGCCACGCCACCUGUUGGGACUCUUAGAUGACAAUUAAUUUCUGUCCGACCAUCACGCCAAUCAUAACAAUAAUAAUGUUUGUUUUUCUUGUCAAAAAGAUGUCUAAGUUAAUAAAUUUUAAGGGGAAACGAAGGUAAAACAUG
Messenger RNA from Acanthopagrus latus (yellowfin seabream), 662 nucleotides. RefSeq names its product cytochrome c oxidase subunit 7A-related protein, mitochondrial (gene cox7a2l). The transcript has 3 exons. Gene Ontology annotation, biological process: regulation of oxidative phosphorylation; mitochondrial respirasome assembly; mitochondrial electron transport, cytochrome c to oxygen. The record is from RefSeq and is a predicted model, not a curated record. Bases 88 to 435 code for a protein of 115 amino acids. Lineage: Eukaryota; Metazoa; Chordata; Actinopteri; Spariformes; Sparidae.